Messenger RNA from Suncus etruscus (white-toothed pygmy shrew), 975 nucleotides. RefSeq names its product hes family bHLH transcription factor 7 (gene HES7). Gene Ontology annotation, molecular function: RNA polymerase II cis-regulatory region sequence-specific DNA binding; protein dimerization activity; DNA-binding transcription factor activity, RNA polymerase II-specific. Lineage: Eukaryota; Metazoa; Chordata; Mammalia; Eulipotyphla; Soricidae. The coding region runs from base 163 to 726 and encodes 187 amino acids. The transcript is spliced from 3 exons. The record is from RefSeq and is a predicted model, not a curated record. Gene Ontology annotation, cellular component: nucleus. Gene Ontology annotation, biological process: regulation of transcription by RNA polymerase II; anterior/posterior pattern specification; regulation of neurogenesis.
GGAUCGCCCGGAUCAGGUCUUGGGGUGCUAGUAUGGAGGAUCUCGGGGCAAGGGGCGAAGAUGGGACUGUCCCCAGCAACGGGAUCCGGACCCCGGCUGGCUCGACGGCGCUGAGUUUCGGUCGGGUCGGCCCGCUCUUCUCCCUUUUCCUGCCGGUCGCAGAUGCUGAAGCCGCUCGUAGAGAAGCGGCGCCGGGACCGCAUCAAUCGCAGCCUGGAAGAGCUGAGGCUGCUGCUGCUGGAGCGGACCCGGGACCAGAACCUCCGGAACCCGAAGCUGGAGAAAGCCGAGAUCCUGGAGUUCGCCGUGGGCUACCUGCGGGAGAGAAGCCGGGUGGAGCCCCCCGGGCUGCCCCGAUCCCCAGCCCCGGACGCCGAGACCCUGGCCAGCUGCUACCUCUCCGGCUUCCGAGAGUGUCUGCUCCGCCUGGCAGCCUUCGCCCACGAUGCCAGCCCGGCUACCCGAGCCCAGCUUCUGUCAGCGCUGCAGGGAUACCUGCACCCCAAGUCCCGGCGGCCCCUGGACCCCGCAGCCCCGAGCCCCCUCUUCUCCUGCUCCUGCUCCCCGAAGUUGUCCCCCUGCUCCCCCGGAGCCGGUGAUCGCCAGGCCCAGGCGGCUCCUCUCCCCGGACUGCUGGUCCCAGACAAGGCUGCCAUGCCACCACCUCCACCGCCUCCACCACCACCGCCACCGCCGCCACCCGCCUUCUGGAGACCGUGGCCCUGAGUUUUGGGGGGCGAUUGGGGGGCAAGGGGAGCCUGGGGCGCGUGGGUGCGGCGCGUGGGUGAGAUGUGGUUCUAUAUGAGAGUAUCUAUAUAAAUAUAUAUUUCUCCUGAUCGGUCCCUGACCCUGUCCCUGUCUCCCUGGGCCAGGCCUAGUAGUAGGCCUGAAGCCUACUAGUAGGCCCAGCCCUGCUUCUGAACCCCAAUUCCCCCCACAAUCUUCCCUAGAGCAAGGAAUAAAGUGUUUCUCAAA